AUGCCACCCCCAAGACCGAAGGGGAUAGGAUUUAAUACAGGAGCUACCCAACCUAGAUCGAAUUCAAAUACGCCGAUGUCUGAAAGGCAGCAAAUACGCCUUAUUCAAAUGACAGCCACCACCUCUUCGACAGAUUCAUCCCGCACCAAUUUAAAGAAGAAUGAAUCCAAGAAAGGAGACACCGAUACUGAUGAGACCUGCCUGAACGAGAAGCAAGAGGUCCUGGACAGCAAAGACAAGUCUUCGGCGGAGGAAAGCAGCAACGAUGGUAAAAACAGCGAUUCGAAUCAUCAGGGUACUUCGGCGGCCAAGCGUUGUUACUCAGACAUAGAGGAGGACUACGAGGAAUCUGGCGAGGACGUGAAGAAAAAACGGAAAGACUCUGAGCAUGGCAAGGACCUGAAGGGGGCCUCCCUAAAACUCUCCUCCAGGGUGGAAAAGGGCUCCAAGCUAGCGGCGACGAAGGGAUCCCCAUCAGGAAACAAAAGCUGUGCCUCUAGCAGUGCCGACAAGGAGCAGGCAGAGACUAGUAAGAAUGUGGACAUCGAGAACGAAACUGAGUGCAGCGAUGAUUACAAGAGUAACGACAGCCUGUACAACGGAGGACUCAAGGUGCCACCACUGAAGAUUGUGAUCCCGCAACAGAACUGCUCCAUCGACACCGAGGGCAAUGUGCUGAGGACCGGCAAAGUGACAGCCUCCCGCAAUGCGGCCCUGCCCUAUGUGGUUAGCUCCAACAGCGAUUCCAUCGACACCGUUCUAACCAAUCAAUCUAUUAGUCCGCACGAGAGUCCCCAGAAGAGCAACAGCAUUUGUUCCACAGCCCUGGACGACAAGAACAUAAAGCUCUUUAAUGACGAGAAGAAUCUGAGAGUCCUGCGCAGCUCUCAUCGCACAGGAGUGACCAGUGUUGAGCGCAGUUCCAAUAACUCCUCCCCGCAAAUGCAGAGCAGCUCCCCAUCGCCGGCGUCAUCCAAUCAUGCCAACGAUCCUGCGGAUGUGAAGUUACCCUAUGGCAACAUGACUUCUAGUCCGAUCCCGCAAGGCCACCAGUUUGACCAGGAGACAAUCACCAAUGUUCCAAGCCCCUCGACGUCAUCAACUUCCUCGUCCAAGGAGAUAAAUCCCUCGAACGUGGAACUCCAUCCGCGAAAGCGGAAGAUACGGCAAAACACCGACGACAGUUCGAAGAACUCGAAUGCCGCAGAUUCCGGAGUGAAUUCCGAAGAAUCACACCCGCGACAUCCGUUCACCAAUGGCUUCCAGAUGUUCUUGAGCAUCCGUCGUCAGAUCGAGAAGAAGUGGAAGAGCUUGUAUCCGGUGAAGCCAAGACCUCCGCAGGGAUACAACGACUAUCUUCUGACGAAGAAAACGUACUUAUUAAGUCGCAAUGCGGAAACUUCAAGUCCGGAUAUUCCUCGCACUGUACCGCAGGCCAUGGAAAGUAUUUAUCAGGACCAGGAGAAGGCCAGACAAAACUUGAUCCAAGCGCACACCGUGGAGCGGGAAAAACUGUGCAUGAACGUUGAGCAGGAGAUAAUACGGGUCCACUCGAAGGCUGCUAGGAGCAUAUCUGGCCAACCGGCUCCCUAUUCCGUUUGUACAUACUUAAAGGACGAUGAGGUCUACAACAUGAUCACUCCAGAGCAGGGAAAGGAAAAGAGUGCUCGCUGUCGAUUCAAUGGGCGGUUGCUACUCAGCUGGUUGCAAGAUGUCGACGAUAAGUGGGAGAAAAUCAAGGAAUCCAUGGUGUUGCGGCAUCAUAACGAGGCCGAAAGUCUGCACGCCGUUCAGGUCAUGGAUUGGAAUUUAUUCGCGAAACGAAAUAGGCUCUGCGACAAUCCGAUUGAUGUUAAUUUGGAACACGUUCCGAUCGUUUCAGUUGGAGACGAUUUUGACACAUUGCCGACAUAAUGACAAAUUGAAAUUAAUAAAUUGUUACAAAAUUAAAAACACAGGAAUGUGUUUUCCUAAAAGUUUUGUAAAUUAUAUAUA
Molecule: messenger RNA, 1995 nt
Organism: Drosophila suzukii
Lineage: Eukaryota; Metazoa; Arthropoda; Insecta; Diptera; Drosophilidae
Source: RefSeq, a predicted model, not a curated record